Messenger RNA from Choloepus didactylus (southern two-toed sloth), 2724 nucleotides. RefSeq names its product leptin receptor overlapping transcript like 1 (gene LEPROTL1). The record is from RefSeq and is a predicted model, not a curated record. Lineage: Eukaryota; Metazoa; Chordata; Mammalia; Pilosa; Megalonychidae. Gene Ontology annotation, cellular component: endosome. Bases 120 to 515 code for a protein of 131 amino acids. The transcript has 4 exons. Gene Ontology annotation, biological process: late endosome to vacuole transport via multivesicular body sorting pathway; negative regulation of growth hormone receptor signaling pathway.
CGGAAGCAGCGCCGCGCACUUCCGGGUGUUGUCUCUCGCGGCCGCGCGCCUUGGGUCCCCCGGCCGCCGCCGCCACCGCCGCCGCCUAGGGUCUUGGAGCCAGGAACAACGUCACCGCCAUGGCGGGCAUCAAAGCUUUGAUUAGUUUGUCCUUUGGAGGAGCAAUUGGGCUAAUGUUUUUGAUGCUUGGAUGUGCCCUUCCAAUAUAUAACCAAUACUGGCCCCUCUUUGUUCUAUUUUUUUACAUCCUUUCACCUGUUCCAUACUGCAUAGCAAGAAGAUUAGUGGAUGAUACAGAUGCUAUGAGUAAUGCUUGUAAGGAACUUGCCAUAUUUCUUACAACAGGCAUUGUUGUCUCAGCUUUUGGACUCCCUAUUGUAUUUGCCAGAGCACAUCUGAUUGAGUGGGGAGCUUGUGCGCUUGUUCUCACAGGAAACACAGUCAUCUUUGCAACUAUACUAGGGUUUUUCUUGGUCUUCGGAAGCAAUGACGACUUUAGCUGGCAGCAGUGGUGAAAAGAAAUUACUGAACUAUCAUAAUUGGACUUCUUGUCAUUUGUUAGCCAUCCAUGCAAACAGGAGAUUGGGCAAUAAUGCUGAACCGUAUAGCAAGCCACUUGGGGGUGUUGUAGGUGCUCCCCUUUCACUUUUAUUGUAAGCAUACCGUUUUCACAGACACUUGCUGAGGGAUUAAAAGGUUGUUUUCUUUUGGAAAAGCUUGACUGAUUUCACAGUUAUGUACAGUAUGCUUUUUGUGGUGUCCUGCUGAAUUUAAAUAUUUAUGUGUUUUUCCUGUUCAAGUUUUUGUUAAUCAAUAUGCAGUGUUAAACAUUUUUAAAUUUAGUAUCCAUUUGCAUUGAUUAGGAAUUCAGAAUUCUGCUGGUUAUUACUGGGUUAAAGUAUUUUUUUUUCCUUAAAAUUGUUUAACCUCCAUUAAUACAAAAAGUGAUAAAAAUAAGUUUCAUUCAGUCAGGGUGACAUCACUCCUAAUUUUAUGCAAACAUACAGACUGUUGGCAUACCUUAUAGGGUAUAUACCAAGUAUAUAGCUGCAUUGUACCUCAGAGGGGCCAAGUAUUAACGCUCAAGUUCUCCAGAAGAAUUGCUGAUUUUCCCCAUAGGCAGGUAUUUUGUGAAUUGAAAGUUGUUUUAUGAACUUACUGCAAAGGAGUGCUUUUCUUCUCAAUUGUUAGAAGAAUUUAUUGUUAAACUUUAAGGUAAGGGUGUGAAAGCAGGUGUUUGAGAUAAGGUUUUUAUUUAUGUUUAUUGUAAAGUGGAAAGAGAGAGUUGCAUUAUGGGAAGAAACAAUGUUGAAAUUCCAUUUUUAAAUUCCUGUUUCUAUUUACAAGUGAAAUGUUUUAUCUUCUAUCAGCCUUUCAUGUUUUACCUUAGGUGACAUGGACAUACAUGGAACUACUGAUAAGGGAAAAUUGUGAGUUUGCAUCAUAUAUCCAAGUAAACCUUCCCCUGCUUCCUCCUUUUAACUUAUUUUAUACAUUAUAUAUGAAGUAAAAUAACUUUUCAAGUAUAGUUUCAUAACACUUAAAAUUAGAAGUGUUAAACUCACUUGGAAAGUAAUUGCUGUGCUCUACAUUGAGUGUCCCUUCCCCGUAAGACCUUGACAUGAUUAAAAAGUGACCUGUUAGUCUUACAGAUGAUUUAUGCAUUAAUAAUUUAACAUUUAGACCAUGGUAAUUGUAGUUCUUAUUCUCUAAAGUUGUAUCAUAUGUAAUUUUAAAAUAUUUAAGACAAGUUUCCUGUAUGCCUCUCAGCUGUUUUGAUUUUGAUUUCAUCAUGACAGAUCUACUGUUUCCCUUAUAAAAGGUAUUUAUUGGGUGAAUUAAUGCAAAGUAGCCAAACCCAGCUAUAUAGCAGCUUCAGAUAAAAACCUGACCAAAAAUUCCCAGUACCCAGGCAUGAUCAAAUUGUAGUGGUCAUUCGCAUCUCACAAUUGUCAAUACUUUUUUCAGAAGCUGUAUAUGAAAAUGUUCUAGUUGAUCUGACAGCAUUUUGUUAAGGAUAUUUGUUUGUAUGUUUAUUCAGUGUACUUACAUAAAAAUUAUUUUUCCUUUAGGCAAAACUGAAUAAUCAAUCAUGACAGCUAUCUUUUGUUGUUUUAUAAAGUUGAUUCCUCAAAGAAAUGGGAACAAAUUUUGUCUCUGUUCAGCUUUUCACUAAAGAUGCCUAAAGCCACAGGUUUUAUUGCCUAACCUAAGUUGCUACUUUUAGCCAUGAGCUGGGAAGCAGGAUGAAAUAUGUGCAUGGGGCUGUACCAUUUACACAUUAAGCUGAAUGGUUUACAGUGUUACAAUGAUCUGGACUCAUGGUCCCACUGAAAGAGGAAGGUACAGGUGCACAUAAAUCAGACAGAUGGUGACAACUCUGGCUGUGAUAUACUCAGUUAUUUUUUUUUUUGCAGGAAGUGCAUUCUCUGGUCCUUCUCCCUUUUCUGUACUUCCAGAAUGUCAGUGCAGUGCACUCCUGCUGUUUCUUCUCUUGGCCAUAGACUCUUUUUCUAACAGCUGUGUAUUCUUUCUCUAUACUAAUUGCAUUGGCAGCAUUGUGUCUUUGAUCUUGCACACUAGCUUGACAUAGUGCUGUCUCUGAUUUCUGGGCUAAUUCCUUAAGGUAUGAAUUUCCCAUAGAAUAUGCACUGAUACAGCAUUGCCAUUCUUCUAUGGAAAGAAAACUUUUGAUGAUGAAACAAUAAAGAUUUUAAAUAUCUA